CAGCUCUGUAGAUCUCUGGUCUUGUUUCCACUGCUGUUUGAACAGAAGAUCACUGAUUUUCAGGAAAUCUGAGCCGUGCGUUCAGUGGUGGCAUUGAAGAUGCCGUUCCUCCUGCCGCUCCUUGCCCUCCUCCUCCUGUCCGCCGCUCCCACAGUAACUGAAGUGGUGGCAUCGAUGUCGGAAUGUGACGAUAACUUUCUUUACCAAGCUCCACCACAGAUCAAGGGAAUUUUGGAGGGAGGGAACAUCCUGGACCAGAACAGAUACAAGCCCAUUUGCCAGACCUUGAAUAACAAGAGAACAUUUGUGACACUCUACGACACCACCAACAAGAUCCCAGUGUUCUCUGCUUACAAUUACACUGGGAAAGAAAGGAUUGAUCGGUUGAUGAUAGAACCACAGCUUGAGGAAAUAACCUUGAAUAAAAACAUGGAGGUUGAAGACGACAGCAAGUGCUACAUUCACCAGGCCGUUUCGGGAGAUUACAGUAAUAGCCCAGAAUACAUCAGAGGGAAUUUAUUACCACAAUCCUAUGGUCUUACCAAAAAUCACAAAAAAUCUACUUUUACCAUGACCAACAUUGUUCCUCAAGUAAAAUCAUUUAAUACGGGAAGCUGGAGUAACAUGGAGAAAUGCGUUCAAUGUGUCCUUGAUAAAUACUGCAUCAACAACAAUGGCAAACCUGAAGGCUUUGUGGUGAUCGGAGCACGGCCCAGCAACAACCAUCUCCUCAACAACAAGGUUAAUAUUCCCUCCAUGCUCUGGUCAGCUUUCUGCUGCUACAGCAAGAGUCAGGGACCGUUAGCAGGGGCACACUGGGGUGACAACACUGAAGAUGGCGAGACAGUGCUUCAGACCAAGACCUUGGCCCAGCUCCAUCGAAAGCUGGGAGGAAGAUCUGAAGUAUUCCCUGGAACAAACUGUCCGCUCUACACCACUGUCACCGACCUUUACCCUAAUCUCAAUAAGGCCUGUAAGUGCCCUGCACCCACAACCACCAAAACUACUGCUGCCACAACCUCUACCACAAAAGUCACCACUACAACCACCACCACAACAAAGAAGAGAGAGAAAGAUGAAAACGACAAAGAAAGGGAGAAGGGGAGAAAUGACGGAUCCUCAGGAGGAGAUAUGGAACCAGCUAAUCCUAUUCCAGGUGGUGGUUUGCACGUCUACCAAACCUUCUUCAACUACAGCUAUGCAAACUGCCACCAGCUCUACAACCUCACCUGGAACUUCCUCUACAUCUGGCCCUGUCAGUACCACAUCUAG
This is a messenger RNA of Limanda limanda (common dab), 1272 nucleotides long. RefSeq lists its product as uncharacterized. The record is from RefSeq and is a predicted model, not a curated record. Lineage: Eukaryota; Metazoa; Chordata; Actinopteri; Pleuronectiformes; Pleuronectidae. The coding region runs from base 100 to 1272 and encodes 390 amino acids. The transcript has 4 exons. Gene Ontology annotation, molecular function: metal ion binding; nucleic acid binding; hydrolase activity.